CCAGCAUUUCUCGAAUCCAUGUGUCUAUUUGAUUUCUUGAAUCCCUGUGUCCAUUGGUUGUUGAAAACUUGACACACAUUGUACAUGGUCUCUGCUAUAGUCAUGUGUAGGCUAGUGCAUGCUAUUGAUUUCUCACAGAUUGUUCAUGGGUUUCUUUUUCAGAUGAUUUUUGAAACACAAAAUACACUUUUAAUGACGUCAAACCCUCCCCCCUAUACUGAUACAGGUUAAGAUGCAGUGUUCGAUGGAGAAUGUUUUAAAAAUUAUAAAUUACAGAUAUGGUACUAAACUAUAAACUAAAUGAUAUCUCCUUCUGGUUUUGUGAGCUACCUCAUACAUUGUGUAUUUAUUAUAGAUUUCGGCAUCAUCAGUAAAGUGUUGAAAAUUGAUUUCAGUAUAAAUUGAGAAAGUGAGAUAGUGUGAAUAAAUGUUUGCAUCAGAUAUCAAUUGUACACAUUUGGACUGAACCUCUUCAGAUAUUGGGCCUAUACAGGUUAAAACUUCAAUAGAAAAAAAUUCACAAGUUAUCCACCAGUACUGGGGAAAUGAUCAUUGUAUUGGCAUUAGGAUGAAUCCUUCAGUUAGAGUUGACAAUCAGGUUGCCUGCAUGUUCUAAUCAAUGCAGAGUCCAUGAGAAUGUAGAUAAAUUCCAGCAUCUGUUGCAGACCCUUAUUGAUUUUUCCCGCCUUCCUCCUGCACUUUUCCAUGCCAGCACAAGCUUUUCAAUUUGACUGCAUUGAUUUCUGCAGUUUUGUGACACAAGCUCCGGCUGUACAGACCUUUAGGACUCCUUCCUCAGCACUGAUUGCCUAAAAUAGACCAGAUCACAUGGACAGUCUCCAUGGCUGUAAAUACAAUACAAGCUCUUCAUAACAAUCUUGAAAGUCUGUUUAACAUCCCGAAAUAUAAAAAAAAAAAAGUUGCUGUUGUGGGUAGGAAGGAUUUAAAUGACCACAUUAUGAAAGAGCAACGCAAUGUACAGCAUGCGGGCAGCUACAAAGGCCGGGAUUGAUUUUUAACUAUUUACAAUCUUUCUUGCGUCCACUCAAAAAAGGGAAGAGAGGGGGAAAAAUUGGUAUUUCGCUUCAUCCCGUUCAAGGAAAGACCUCAUUCUCACUGGAAAUGGUGUUAUGGUAUAGAUAUUUUUAGACUGACUAAUGACAAGUGUGUGUGUCACAGUGUAUAGGUAAAAAAAAAAAAAAAAAUCGGGAGAUAAUCGUAGGAAGUUGUAGGAAAUCAGAUUCAAUGAGAGGGAUUGGAGUUUGUUUUUAGUGAAUGUGCACCCAGGUGUAUCACAUACUAUAAACAGUGCUGGCUACGUCAUCCCUCUUAAAAACUUCAACUGUUCACUUUAAUUGUAGAUAUGUGUGUAAGUGGCAUGUGCUGUGAACAGUGAAUUAAGAGAACUGGACAGGCCGUUUUUACAGAACUAUGUAACAGAAGACGUAGUGUUUACACAUCAUAGCCGUACAAUACAAACUGUGGAUUUAUUGACAACCUGUAUGCAAGUGACACAGUGAGCGACCCCACAACAUGCUUCAGUGCAAUUCAUAUGCAAUUGCCUUUCAUUGAUGAAAUAAGCAAAUCAAUCAAAGAGGAAGGGGGCCUGCCUUAGAGAUAAGCCUUUCAGUAUGACAGAGCAGAGAAGCAGAUAGGGAAAAGAGUGGUCACUUCAUUCCAUAAUGACCAACAGGGGCAAGAAAAAUCGGACACCACUGUCCUUAAUGGUUUAUUUGGACAGAAGGAUGUGGGCAUUUUUCACCAGUCACUUUCACAGGUAAUAGAAAAGACAGGAUCACUCGGAUCUAUGGUGAUUCAAGGAGAAAAAAAGGAAAAAACUUUAAAUCAGGGAACUAUCAUAGACUUACAUAGGAAUAUUUAUUCUACAAUGGAUUUGAGUAACAAAACUCAAACUAAUAGCGCUCAGGGAUUAUUGGCAGCUGCUGCCUCAGGUAUGGGGGCACUGAACUUCAGUCAAGGGGAUUCAUUUAGGGGGGAGAGUCCCCAUGGUGGGGGACGGAGUGGAGCAACAGAUUCAUUCCCAUAUGGACUGAGUGGUGUUGCCAUGCCAAAUUACGGGUACCCAAGUGAUUUAUACCAGUUUACCUCAAAUGGUUAUCCUCGAAAGUCUCGCACGUGUAGUUACUGUGGGAAAGUGUUUACUAGGUCUACAACGCGACGGUAUCAUGAAAAGCGUUGUCCCCUACUUCGAGCAGCAGUGUGCAGCAUGGUACCACAAGAGGAUGGCAAGAAAAUCGGAAACAGCACAGCAUCUGAUCAUAGUGUAUCGUGGCCUAUGUCAUCUUCAUCCAUAUCUGAAUCUCGAAAAUCAGGGGAAUCCAAAGUCGUUCAGUCAGGAAAAAUCUCAAAUUCACUCAACAAAUCGUUACCUCCUCUCAUGACCCCUCCGUUUUUACUAGAUCGGAAGUACCUCAAAGAAAUGGAGUCUGCUGGCUACCAUGGAGUCAUUGUCAAGAAAGAAGCUCAGGAACAUCGCAUAUCUCAGGGCAGCAAACUGUACGAGGCCUCUACUGAUCUCCCAUCCUCCCACUAUGUGACGGAGUCACAAAGGUCACCUCACCUCAAGCACAGUGAAACAAGGGGUCAUUCCCUGUCUCCAUACAAUACCUCAGCUGGACUUGACAUGUCCAAAUCACCCUCAGGAACCUCUCAUGAUGAUGCUAGCUCAGUCACACAUGAAGACAAAUAUGAAAGGGAGGUCAUUCAGGAAGAAAUGCAAAGAGAACAUAGCAAAGUUGAAAAUGGUCAGGAUUCAGACGCAGAGAAGAACGAGUUAACAGGAAAUGGAAGGAUGGGAAGAGGAGAGAGAAGUGGAUUGUCUGGUCAAGAUGAUUCAGACUCCAUGGAUAUUAUUGAAUCUACCUCAUUACCAAUGUCUCAGGACACCCCGCACCAUUCAGCAACUAAUGGUGAGAACAAGAUGGACUUCAAAGACGGUGUGGAAGGAAGGGAAACCAAGUGUGAAAUCUGUGGAAAGAAUUUCCCUUCAUCCUGGCAGAUGCAUGUACACAAGCAAAUCCACACCAAAUUUAAGCCGUACGCAUGUCGAUUUUGUGGGGACAGAUUUUCAAAGGCAGGACUGAGAAUUACUCAUGAGAGAGCUCAUUUAGGAGAGAUUGCGUACACUUGUGCAUUAUGUGCUGCUUCCUUCACUAGCAAAAGCAGUCUACGAGUACACAUCAAACGCCAGCAUUCAGAGAGUCCUUGGUCCUGUAGGCACUGUGGAGAGGCAGUGGAAGCUCAAACUAGCUUAGUCAGCCAUUUGCAAAGUCACAACCUUACCAAAGAAGAGCAGGAAUCUCUACAGUACAUGCCUGGUGCCCCAGGAAGUGGUGACUAUGAUGAAGAUUCAUUGGAAGAUGGAGAUGAAGAGCAGGAGACCAUGGAUUCUGAAGCCUUGUCAGACUCCAUUGAAAAUGAGGCAUCUCCAGACAGAGAUGUUGAGAAUCGAGAACAGACACCUAACUCUUCGGGACUGGUUGACACUGAUGAACCGAAGGAGAUGUGCAGUAUAUGUGGGCAUGAAUUUCCUGUGAGUCACAUGGCAUUUCAUAUGAAGGUUCAUGAAGGUCAAAAACCCUAUAGUUGUCCCAUCUGUGGUAAAAGAUUUGGCUACAAAAACAACAUGAAAUCUCAUAUCAAGCUGCAUGCAGGUAUCAAGCCUUACCAGUGCUCAAUUUGUGGAGCCAAGUUCACCCGAGGAUCUACUCUACGAAGACAUGCCCGUCGUCAUGGCAUAUCGGCAGAAAGUGUAUGGGAUCUCUUUGUUAAAAACAGUGCAUCUUCUCAGGAAAACUUGCUACCCUCAACAAAUGGCAGUGAUGGCACUCCUAGGAAAAACAACAGCAGCAGUAUGUCGCUGCAUGCUUCGCCAGAUGAGCGUAAGGAGGAAGUCCCCUCCUAUGCGGACUCGGCGUACAGCAGUUUCUUCAAUACACCUACCUCAGUCGCAAUGUCAAAUGCAUUAUUUAUGAGCUACCAGAAUCACCAAGCAGCUGUUGCUGCGGCAGCCUCAUCAUUUCCGUCGAUAUUUAAUACCUCAUUACCAACUCCUACCUCAGAGAUACCUCUCCGAUCGUCUGCUGGAUUUUUGGAGACUAGUCACCACUCACCUCAGGCUGAUGCCCUUAAUCUUAGCAUUCAAAGAGCAGAGAAAGCUUACAAAAACAGCGAAAGUCAGGAAAAUAUCCUCUCUCCUCCUACCUCAGAUGAAAAGUCGUGGUCAGCAGCAGGAUCCAAUGUCCUCAGACCAACUGUUACCUUGGCACCAGGGGUUAAAGCUAACUCUGUGGACAUCGGUAUUCAGGUGAAUAAAUGUUGCAAGAGCAGCUUGGAGCUACUAAACGAAGAUGUCCGAAGUCCAAGUGAAGCUAGCAUACAUUCAGACCACAGUGGCUCCACCUACCAGCAGGUUUCCAGCUCAGGGUUAGAUAACUCCACAGAGAGCAUAUCAACACUAUUAGCCACCGGCAGACUCUACAAGUGUGAUCACUGUGAGUGCUACUUUUCAGAAUACGCAAUGUAUCGCAUUCACAGUAAACUGCAUGCACGAGGUGGUAAUCUGAAGCCGUUUGCCUGCCCUGUUUGUGAUGAGAACUGCCAAGAUAAAACUUACUUCUGCAUGCAUCUUGCAGAACAUUUGAGAUAGAAGUUCAGUACUUUGAUUAGCAUUGUCAGAAUGAAGACAUAGUGUACCUCUGUGUAGUGUUUGUAAUUUCUUUAGUCUUAUCACAUUUGUGUGACUGUAUCAUUAAGUAACAAGGGUAAUACGUAAAUACCCGGAACUAUUUACAUAUUUGGUCAAUAAUAUAUUAUACCUAGUACCUCGUUCAUUUAUUUUAUUUUUUUUUUUUUGAUAUGUAUUGUUGAGAAUAGUAAGUGAUCUGUCAAGGGAAAUAACCCCAAUUUGUGUCUUGAUUGUUAAAUCUGAUGAUAAUUUGAUAUACCUCAUCUUUUGUGUGAAUUUGUGAUGUAUGUUAAUUAAGAAAGCAGCAAAAAUGAAUUGUAUAUUUAUGGGUUUUUUUAUAUAUAUUUGACUAGUUGUCUGUCAGUGUGUAUGACUUUAAUACUUAAUUAUCAAAUACCUCAUCUAGCCAUAUGAUCUGCCUCGGAAUAAAAAAGAAAAUAUUUUGAGAAAAUAUAUUUUGUUUCUACUGCAAAUAUUUAAAUUCAGGUAAAUAUUGUAAAUUAUUUUUGUGCAAUGUGAAUGUUGAUUACGUGUAUUUAUUGAAACUGUUUCAUUGUUCAUUAUAUAAUAAGGAAGGAUUUUCCCAUGUUUUGCUCACAUGUAACAGUAUUGGCAAACGAGUCAUUCAUGCAAUUAUGAAUCAGAAAUAAGUUAUCUCGCAACGACUAAACGUCAUGAUACAUUAUAUGAUUUACAUAAGCAAAGCAAUAACUUCGUCUAUUAAUUUUGUGGUGUUUUUGUUUUCAUGGUAUAUAGAAUAUAUAUAUAUAUUAAACUGUGGUAUAUAGAAUAUAUAUAUAUAUAGAUUAGACUGUGACUCUCCUGAUAUUUUUUAAUGAAAAACAUUUUUUACUCAUACUGUUUGAUCUGAGGUAUGGUUUACUCUUUUGAUGUAAGUGUUAACUGCUUUAAAAUUGAUCACCACAGCAUUACAGAUUUUUUGAAUUUGAAAUGCACAUUUCAAGACAAUAGAUAUGUAUUACGGGUGUAAACGAUAUUCUUCCUUAUAUAUUGAAACUUUUGUUUCUGUAUAUGUGAAAUUGUUUGGAAGUUUUCGGGUAUGCUAACUUCCUUAUGCCCUUUUGACAGAAUGAAGGGGAUGGGUAUUUCUAAAUUGAUGUUUGUGGUUUUUACUCUUUUAGAAAUAAUCUUUUCAACGCUAAUUGCCAUCUCAGUUUUUUCGAGUAAUUUUUUUUUUCGAUAUAUAAAGUAUGAGAUGACAGUUAUCCUGAAACUGAAAACUUAAAAACAUUACAAAAAGUUCUGUGGUUUUAUACAAACUGCUUUUCAUUUAAACUCUACCCAGUAUACCAAACACGAAUAUUGUAAUCAACAACAUAUAGAUUUCAAUGGUACAAUAUUUUGAAAUUUCCAUAAGCUUAGAAGUGUUUUUUUUAAAAAUGUUUUCUGUAUGUGAAUUUGUAUAUACGUUGAUUUCUGGGGGCAUAUUUGACUCAGAUAUGCAUUUAUAUUAUCAAUGUUAUAAGUACGGGUACAAUUCAUCUCGUUCAUUCAAAUCUUUGUCACAUGUUAGUUGUAUAUUUCCCUAAAUGAAAGUGCUGAGUUUUCAUGUACUUGUACAUUAUGAUUUUAUAUACAGUAUAUAUAUAUAUCAUGUGAAAAUUUCAGGAAAACUAUGUAUACACAUAUAAACAUUUGUACAUAUAAUCAUUCUUCAUUUUCAGAUGAUGUUUAAGCCCUCAUCCACCCACAAACUUGCGUGAAUAAUUUUGAAAUACUUACAUUUUAAAUGUUUUUGACAAUUGUAACGAGAGCCAUUUCCUUGAUUUCAUUUUUGAAAAUACAUGAAGGAAUGAACUGUGAUGCCUGACGCCGGGAUACUUUUCAUGAAGCGCAUUUUCAAGUGCUAAUGCACUUAAUAAAGUAUGCAGGCGUCAAGCAUUGCAGGGUUUUUUUUUUCCAAAAUCUUACUAGUUUUUAGAGUUCAAUGGGAUGAUUUAAAGUGAAUUUUAACAUGUUCUCAAUCCUCAAACUACAAAUACAAUAACUAUCUGCAUGGUGAAGUAGCAAUUCUGCAAACACUAUUCUAUAAAGUGCUACAGGCUUUGUGUUGUGCUUUAGUACCAUUACUUAUGAUUCUCCAAGAUUGUGUGGGCCAAGGAUGAGGGCUAAACAAGUGUAUUUCUUUUAAAUUUAUAUAACAAUUGUUUGAAAUUAAACAAAAGUAAUUGGGCUCAGAAAACAUAAGUCUUGCCAAAAAUGAUCAUGAAACAGACUUGCAUCAAAUUUCAAUCAUCUGUUGAAUACUUGUUCACAAUGACACUGAAUUAAAUUGAUUAGCAGUUCUUGGAUGUAAUCCUGCGUUACAUUUUAUUUUGGGUUACUUGGCUACUGUACAAUUUUUGGUGUACGAUGUUUCAUGAUUCCUGGGCCUUUAUACUUUUUCCAAAAUUUAAUAUAACUCUAAAGAUUUUGUAAAAUGAAAAAAAAAAAAAGGUUUUGCCAUUUUGUACAAUUUUUUAAAAUAAUGUGUACAGUAUUUUGUACAUUAGAAUUUUUUUUUAUGUUGAGCUCAAUGUUACUUUGUGUAUGGUAAACUGUCUUAUACCCCCCCCCCCCUUAGUUUUUCUUUGAAAUUUUCAAGGACACCUGUCUGAUAAUGCUACAAAUGAUUAUAUAGUAACGAGGUUGAUAAACAAAAAUAAUCUACAAUUGAAUUACCAAAAGGUAAUCAAAAAAUUUGAUACUGUAUAUUUUGAGUUGUAGGUAAUUAUAUGUUGAAUGUUUUCAUUCUUCUUUAACUGUAUAAGCAAAAUGUUAGUAAUUUUUUUAGACCUGAUUUUGUAUUUCAUAUAGCCAGGUUGUCAGUGGUGCAUUUGUGAUCAGGAAUUUCCAUGGUGAUGGUUGUCGUAGACGACCAAGUAGCAGUGCGAAUCGUAUAGGUGUCCAUCUACAAAACUGAUAGGUAGAAGUUUCUGUGGGGCACUUUGGGACUUUAUUUAGGCAUUUUGUGAUUAACAUUACAGCUAAAACAAAUCUUUCAUAUGAAAGAAGGUACAAGUUUUAACAAGAAAUUGUGCAAACACCUGUCUCAAAAAGUUGAUAUUGUAUCUGAAGUGUAAGUAAUGAAGUUUGAAAGUUUACAUAUGUUUUGAAAAUGCAAAUAUAUAAAAUUAUGUUCUAUGAAUCGAGAUUGAAAUUGAAAGUAAAACAGCCCCCAUUUUGAAUUAUCAAGUUUCAUAUAAUACCCGAAGUCAGGAUGAAGACUUUGAAUAAUUUCAAGUAUUAUUUAUAGAGGAGUCAUUACAAAAUAUGAAAUUUUGGAGGAAAAUGUAAAUAUUGAGGAAAUAUUCAAAAAGAUGGAAAUAUAACGAAGUAACUUCUGUAAGGAGGCUUGUUUUGUUUGGCACAAAGUGCACGUUGAUAAGGGGCCAUGUGAUCUUGGAGAUGGAGGAUUUUUUUUUUUUUGUCAGUUCUUAUUCUGUUGACUUUUUAGAAUGAUAUUCUUAUUUUUCUACAUUUUGAAGGACUACAUGUUUUGCUCAGAGGAACAGCUGUACCAAAAGGCUAUCUAUUAUUUUGUAACCAUUGAAAUGGUAUAUAUAAUCUGCUGCAUCUUUCACUGUUAAAUAGAUGUGCUUAAAAUCAAAAUUAAAAGAUAUAUCAAAUUUUAAGAUUAGAAAUUGUAUCUUGCACGAGUAUUUCAUUUUGGAAUAUUUUUUGUCAAUAGUCCAAAAAUUUAUUAAUUGAAAUCUGAACGAUUCUAAUGUUAACAUUUCAGUGGUUGCGAAAUAAUGGAAUAUCAGUUUAUAAAUAUUUUAUGUAUACAUAUAUUAUUACCUAUAUAUAUAUAUCACUUGUUAAUAUUUUAUUAUUUUUCUGUUAACUUGUUAUCAUCCUGUCUGCAGAGUUAAGUGAAAAGAGAAUUCUUUUCUUCAUCUCUUUAUUGUAUCACAAUAUUGAACUUAGGGAAAACUACAGCAGUUUUAGAUCGCUCACAUUUUCUGUAAGUGAAACGGCCCUGCACCACAGAAACACAAAUACAUACUAGCUUUAAGGUGGUUUCUGCGGUGUAGGGCUUUACUUGUUGUGUAGUAAUCGUAGAUUGAAAUAAACAGACUAGUGUCACGUGUACCUCGGGCAAAUUUGCCUUGUAGUAAUAUCAAAUAAUAAAUAAAUAUUUUGGCAUAUUU
Molecule: messenger RNA, 8862 nt
Organism: Ostrea edulis (European flat oyster)
Lineage: Eukaryota; Metazoa; Mollusca; Bivalvia; Ostreida; Ostreidae
Product: zinc finger protein 27-like
Exons: 3
Coding region: 1808-4669 (953 amino acids)
Source: RefSeq, a predicted model, not a curated record